Messenger RNA from Suillus plorans, 615 nucleotides. RefSeq lists its product as uncharacterized. The record is from RefSeq and is a predicted model, not a curated record. The transcript has a single exon. NCBI's taxonomy places the organism in Eukaryota, Fungi, Basidiomycota, Agaricomycetes, Boletales, Suillaceae. Bases 1 to 615 code for a protein of 204 amino acids.
AUGAACAAGCAGCGACAGGCAUCCGCUGCUGCUUCCUCGUCGGACGUUGAGAUCAUUGAUGACACGCAGCUCACACCAAAACCCACCUUGGGCAAACGCCGCCAUCUCACUACCCCACCACUAUUCCCCACUCAACUACUAUCCGACUCAGACAAUGAUUUCGAUGCUCGUCUCACUAGCUCAAUGUCGCCAAUGCCACCGCUCAUCAUGUCAUCAUCAUCCUCAUCCGUCGAGUCAAUGCUGCGCAUCAUUCCUGCGCCAGCUCUCCGCGUCAUUCCUGUUCAUAUUCCGAUCUACGACCUGGCCAAGCCACGACAGAGGUGGCCACAUGGAAUGUACAUGGUUGAUAUGGCCGUUGGCUUUCAGCAGAUGGCCAUCCAAAAGCUUCACGGCUUCUAUGGCCAGGAGCAGCUUUUUCGUCUGAUCUUUGGUGACACUCCAUUUGUCAAGACCACAUACCAUGAUAAUCACAAGGCAUGGCGCGAGACAGAACUGACUGUCCUCGAGACACACAAACUCACUGGAUGCACUGAAGAUGGCCUCUGGGCAAACUACCUUGCAGCACGGCGCGCUGCCUUGGGUCUGGGCAGCAAGAAACGUAGUGGGCAGAAGUAA